UCAAAUUUGUUUCUUUUGGGACAAAGUAAUAUCUGUAAAAACAAAUUUAGAUUUAGAAAGAAAAAAGAGAAAAAGGAUUAUGGGCUUCUUCAACUCCCGCUUUCUUCCAUCGUUCUAAUUGCAACAUUGGCCCCUCCGCGAUCUCUGAUUGCCGCCGUUUCAUUCACUUAUCUUCAAUUAGGUUAUUAUCAGUUAUCAUAUCUGCGGAGAACUGGAAAUUCUACCUACGAGAAUCUGAGGAACAGUGGGUUAUGGUUAAUCUUACAUCUCUUAUGAUCUCCAUUCGCCAAAACUCUCGAUUUGUCAAGAACCUGAGGAUCCAUAUUCGGAAUCUCUCGGUGGAAACGAAUGGAGGCAAUAAUGGGCGUGAAGAGAUUGAAUCGAGUGAGAAAUUGUUGAACCUUACUCAACGGAAAGACGUCAGUGAGAUUGCGGCAGAGGUUGGUAAGGUCAUUAGGAGCAAACCCAGAUGGGAACAGAGUCUGCUUUCUGAUUACCCUUCUUUCAAUUUCCACGACCCGUCUUUUUUUAGCGAGCUUUUGAAGCAGUUGAACAAUGUUUUUCUUUCGUUGAGGUUUUUUCUUUGGUUGAGUUCGCAGCCUGAGUUCUUGCCCCAUCCAGUCAGUUGCAAUAAGCUUUUUGAUGCUCUUUUGGAAGCCAAGGCUUGUGUUCCCGCUAAAUCUUUUCUGUAUUCUUUCGAAUUUAGUCCUGAGCCUGCUUCUUUGGAGAAUUACAUUCGAUGUGUUUGCGAGGGUGGAUUGGUUGAGGAAGCUGUUUAUACAUUUGAUAUGUUAAAAGAGGCUGGUUAUCGUCCAUACGUUGAGACUUGGAACUUUGCUUUUCAGAGUUGUCUUAAGUUUGGGAGGACUGAUCUUAUUUGGAAACUGUAUGAAGGGAUGAUGGAAACUGGUGUGCAGAAGGAUGUCGACAUUGAGACUGUGGGGUAUCUUAUCCAAGCAUUUUGCAACGAUAAUAAGGUCUCAAGAGCUUAUGAGAUUCUAAGACAGUCUUUAGAAGAUGGAUUGACCCCUUGUAAUGAUGCUUUCAACAAAUUGAUUUCUGGGUUUUGUAAGGAGAAGAAUCAUCAUAGAGUAUUAGAACUUGUUCACACAAUGAUAGUGAAGAACCGUAAUCCCGAUAUUUUUACCUACCAGGAAAUCAUUAACGGGUUCUGCAAAAAUUGGAUGACGCUGCAGGCAUUUGAGGUUUUUAAUGCCCUGAAGGAUCGAGGAUAUGCUCCUGAUAUGGUCAUGUAUACAACUUUGAUUCAUGGUUUCUGUAAGAUGGGCCAGCUUGAAGAUGCUAGUAAGCUGUGGUUUGAGAUGAUCGAUAAGGGAUUUCUUCCAAAUGAGUAUUCGUACAACACGUUGAUUUAUGGAUUUUGUAAGAUUGGAAAUUUGGAUGAGGCCAUGAAGCUAUAUAAGAAAAUGCUUGAUAGCGGUUAUAAGGAAACGACUCUGAGCUGCAACACAUUGAUUUUAGGUUUGUGUCUACACGGAAGGACAGAUGAAGCAUACGACUUCUUUCGAGAAAUGCCUUGCAAGAAUAUAGUGUGCGAUGUCAUUACAUACAAUACCCUGAUCCAAGGAUUUUGCAGAGAGGGGAAGGUAUUACAGAGCACAGACCUAUUGAAGGAACUGCAAGCGAAGGGGUUGCAGCCUUCGACUUCCUCUUAUGCUCAUCUCAUUCAAAAGCUUUGUCAAUUAGGUAGUGUACAAGAAGCAAAAGAAAUGUGGAAUGAUAUGCACAAUAGAGGUCUUCAGCCAAUGGUCUGCACUCGUGAUCACAUCAUUAGUGGAUUGUGUGAACAAGGAUAUGUGGUUGAGGGGAUGGAGUGGUUGAUAACUAUGUUGAAGAGCAAUCUCAAGCCUCAAAAGGAAACAUUUUAUAAGUUGAUUCAGAGUCUCAUUCAAAUAGGUAAAUUAGAUGAUUCUUUAUCAAUCAUAGGCUCAAUGUUUAGAGUUGGUUAUAAACUAGAAGAAGGCGCUCUCAGUCAUCUCUUAGAUAAACUAUGUGAAAACAAGUAUCAUUUUGUUGAAUCAAAAUUAGAGGAAAUUAUAAAUUCCAAUUAGUUGAAGAAUCUCUACAUAUUCCAAGGAGGCCAGUUUAAGAUGGUUGUACUCCUGACUAGAAGUGCGAGAUGGCCAUUUUUUUUGGGGUGGGGGGCGUAAAAAAUGAGUGUAUAAUCCAUCAAUUUUCCCCAUGCCCACUGAAAUUUGAAUAUAUUUUAAAUUGCUGAUGGAGCUCAUUGAAGAUGGAAGCAUGUCAGAAGGGAUCCUUUUAACCCUGAAAGCUGUUAUUCCACUGACUGAAUAGCCUCUGAUUCAUCUCGUCAGCUGGAAAAAUGAACUCGUCGACUUGAAAGAAUUUCGACAAGGAAACAGUGUUUAGAACCUAGUGAGAUGUCAAAGCUAUGUUAUUUUGUGCGUGGAGAAUGCUGUAGCCGAGUCAUGCAGUGGUUCUUAGGUUCAGGAGUCAAAUAUUUCAUACAUGAGAAGUUGAUAUGAAAACAAUUUUGCAGCUCAUUUUUUAGAUUUACUCCACUUCGUGGUUUUGAGUUAUUGCACGUAUGGGAUUAUAGAAUUUCCAUGGGAUGUAACUUAGCUUCAACUAUUCGUGCUGUGUUAUUGCUGAAUCAUGUUAAAUUUCACGCUAAGUUUAAUUCUCAUUCCAAAUGUUAAAAUCAGUAUUAGAUCAAUACAUCCCAUAUAAAGUCUGGUAUGUUCUAGUAAAAUUUUAUAAAA
Messenger RNA from Cucumis sativus (cucumber), 2744 nucleotides. Its product is annotated as pentatricopeptide repeat-containing protein At5g18950. Lineage: Eukaryota; Viridiplantae; Streptophyta; Magnoliopsida; Cucurbitales; Cucurbitaceae. The transcript has 2 exons. Gene Ontology annotation, molecular function: protein binding. The record is from RefSeq and is a predicted model, not a curated record. Bases 252 to 2072 code for a protein of 606 amino acids.